This is a messenger RNA of Rhopilema esculentum, 2141 nucleotides long. Its product is annotated as signal recognition particle subunit SRP72. Gene Ontology annotation, biological process: SRP-dependent cotranslational protein targeting to membrane. Lineage: Eukaryota; Metazoa; Cnidaria; Scyphozoa; Rhizostomeae; Rhizostomatidae. The record is from RefSeq and is a predicted model, not a curated record. Gene Ontology annotation, cellular component: signal recognition particle, endoplasmic reticulum targeting. Gene Ontology annotation, molecular function: 7S RNA binding; ribosome binding; protein binding.
GCUUUUUGGCUUCGAUUAACGGACAGCCUCUUUCUGACGAAUACCGUCAUCAAUGUUAGAAACAUGGCGGAAAAUGUGGUGCCGAAACUUUUUACAGAUUUGAACAGUUUCGCACAGAUUGGGGAAUAUGGAAAAGCUCAGAAAAUUGCAAAUAAAAUUUUGAAAGAACUUCCUAAUGAUAUUGAUGCCUUGAAAUGCAAAGUUGUCUGUCUCCUUCAUCAGUCAUACUUUUCAGAAGGUCUUGAUGUUAUUCUGUCCAUAGAAAGAAAAGGAAUUAUAGAGCUGCCAUUCGAGAAAGCUUAUUGUCAAUACAGGCUGAAUGAUCUAACAGCGGCUUUAAAGACACUAAAAGAUAUAGAAAAUCCAGGCCUCAGAGAAAGAGAACUUCUUGCUCAAGUGUUGUACCGAUUGGAGGAUUAUUCGGCCUGCUUUGAGCUUUACAGAGAUUUGAUAAAGAAUUCCCAGGAUGACCUAGGAGAUGAAAGAGAAGCUAAUUUCUUAGCUGUUGUUGCUGCUGCAAAAUUUUGGAAAGGACAAAAUAUUGGAGAAGCUCCAGACCGCGACGAUACAUUUGAACUGUGCUAUAAUUAUUCUUCACUUUUCAUUGCUAAAGGAGACUUGGACAAGGCUCAGAAGAAGCUCGAAAAGGCUGAAGAUUUGUGCAGAAAGAGCCUUCAAGAUGACCCAGACCUUACGGAAGAGGAACUUCAGGAAGAAAUUGAUAAAGAACUUGGGGUGAUCAGGGCUCAAAUGGCAUACAUCAAGCAGCUUAAAGGCAAGACCAGUGAAAGUCUAAAGAUAUACCAACAAGUGCUGAAAAGCAUGAAAACUAAGCCAUCAGAUGCUGAUGCAUUAGCUGCAGUGAUUUCCAAUAACAUUGUGACAAUAAACAAGGACAAAGAUGUGUUUGAUUCAAAGAAGAAACUAAGAAUUAUGUCUGCAAAUGGAUUGGAGCACAAACUAUCCCGAAAACAGCAAGAAAUCAUUGAAAUGAACAAAGGCCUCUUCAAUUUGUUUUCUAACCAGAUUGAAGCUUGCAAGAAAAAUAUAACAAAACUGAGAGAGACGUUUGAAUCGACAGAGAACGCAGCCUUGCUAGAAGCUGCCAUGUUGAUUCGUGACAAGCACCCAGAGCAAGCAAUCCAGUCUAUGAAGGAUAUGGUCGAGUCUUCGGAUGCUUCUAGCGAGAUCCAGUUAGCAUUGGCGCAACUCUACUUAACUAAAGGGAAGUUCAGGGAUGCUGGUAAUGUUCUUAAGUCAAUAGAAGAACUAAGGAAUACUCCAGCAAUGGUAUCAUUCCUUGUCAGCCUAUACACACAUCUGGAUGACGUUGAUGAAGCUGUUCAAAUUCUCAAUGAUGCUGUCGUUUAUUUUGACAAGCAAGGGGUUGACAAAGAGUUACUCAUAAGAAUCAUGCGAAAGAAUGCUAGUUACAAAAUGAGACAUGGCCUAGCCAAAGAAGCUUUGACUGCUCUUGAGCAGCUUCGAAAGAAGGACCCAGGAGAUCUGAAAGCAUUGGCCAAAAUCAUAACAGCAUAUUCUCAAAUUAACCCGAAAAAGGCUGAAGAAUACAGCGAACAUUUACCUCCAUUUGUCCACGAUGACGAAAUCGAGGUGGAUGUAUUGGAGAGCAAACAUCUAAUGGGAAGUAUUAAAUUCUCAAAGAAAGCUCAAAAUGAAGCCGAUCAAGACAAUCAGGCCCAAAGGUCUGAAUUGAUAUUAAAGAAGAAACGCAAGAAGAAGAGAAAACCUCGAAUGCCCAAAAGCUACAAUCCAGAUGUUGAUCCAGAUCCAGAAAGAUGGCUACCUCGUUGGGAACGGUCGACAUUCAAACAUAAGAAACAGAAAAGAGGGCAACUCGCAAGAGGGCCACAAGGAGCUGUCGCACAAGAUAUACCUACCUCUCCAUCAGCGAGGGCGCAGUCCUCUGCUGCAGCAGCAUCUCCUUCUCCUGUGUCAUCGCCACAGCCAGGUGCAUCAUCUUCCAGUCAUGUAGUACCCCCGCGUCAACAGAAGCCACAAGCUGCAAAAGCAAAGCCAAAGAAGAAGAAGAAAGGGGGUUGGUAGAUAGACAUUUAUGAAUCCAGUCUCAACUGUUCUUCUCUUAAGCUUUAUUGAUAUUUAAAAAAUUGGCGAUAGUA